This is a messenger RNA of Bufo gargarizans (Asiatic toad), 4039 nucleotides long. RefSeq names its product galectin 8 (gene LGALS8). Lineage: Eukaryota; Metazoa; Chordata; Amphibia; Anura; Bufonidae. The coding region runs from base 177 to 1121 and encodes 314 amino acids. The transcript is spliced from 10 exons. Gene Ontology annotation, molecular function: carbohydrate binding. The record is from RefSeq and is a predicted model, not a curated record.
UAACCAAGAGAAAAAAAUACAACUAGUUAAAUGACGCGGAGAAAAAGAUAAUCAGACGCUCAGUACUGGGCGGUACACGGUCCCUCCCCCACAUGACUGCGGCAGGACACGGAAACUGCGAGCUUUUGGCUUGGACCGCACGGUGAAGACUGAGGGGCUCUUAUUAACGGAAAGUCAUGUCUGGUGAUGGACUUCAUCAGACCAUACUGGAUCCGAUCAUCCCAUAUGUUGGCACAAUCUUUGAACGUUUGGAACCAGGAGCCAUGGUAGUGAUCCAUGGUUCUGUAGCUCAUGAUGCAGACAGGUUCCAGAUAGACUUCCAGUGUGGCAGCAGUCAGAAUCCCCGCUCUGAUGUGGCCUUCCAUUUCAACCCUCGAUUAAAAGGUUCAGGGGUCAUAAUCUGCAACACGUUACAAAAUGAAAUAUGGGGUUGGGAAGAAAAAACCUACCAGAUGCCUUUCAGAAAGGGCACGCCGUUCGAAGUAAUAUUUCUGGUUCUGCAUAAUAAAUUCCAGGUGUCUUCAAAUGGGAAGCACUUGUUGACUUACAAGCAUAGGAUCAAUCUGGAAAAAGUUGACACUCUCGGUAUAUAUGGGAUGGUGACAAUUAACCAAAUUGGAUUUGCCUAUCAAGCAAUACAGCAGGGCUCACAACCAACAUCUCUUGCACUUACUUCGAUGAAUUCCAUGCAGGCAUCACAGAACAGCCUGAAUUUUGAAAUUCCUUACACUGGAAACCUUCCUAAUGCCCUGAGCCCAGGAAGAACAGUGGUUGUGAAGGGUGAAAUAAGCAAAAACGGCAAAAGCUUCGCCAUUAAUCUUAAGCCCAGUGGCUCCACGGACAUCGCUUUGCACUUGAAUCCACGAAUGACGAAGAAGGUGUUUGUGAGGAACACAUACUUGUGCGAUAGUUGGGGAGAAGAAGAGCGGCAACUACGUGAAUUCCCCUUUUUUCCAGAUAUGUAUUUUGAGCUCCUCAUCUACUGUGAAGCUCACCAGUAUAGGGUUGCUGUUAAUGGACAUCAUCUUCUGGAGUAUAAGCACCGAUUUAAAGACUUGGCCAAGAUCAACGAGAUUACCGUUCAUGGAGACAUUCAGCUGUAUGAUGUCAGAGCCUGGUAGAAAAGAAGUAUGAGAUCUGGCAACCAAUCAUAUUGUCCCAGAUUGGUGGUAUUCCUCUCACCCCAUGAUGCACUGUACAACCAAAUAGUCUUUAUAUUGAUUAAAAUGGCUACCUUUUAUUAAUGAACAUAUCCUAGCCCUAAAAUAACUGUACUAGCUGAAAUACCUUCUAUCGCAAUAAAGACUCAUGCACACGUCUGUAUUUUGCUUCAGUAUGCUAUCCGUUUUUAUUUUUUAAUGGAUAGCACAUUGACCCAUACAAUUUAGUGCGGCCACACAUCUGUUUAUUUUCACUGAUCUGUGUGCCCAACCUAUAAAACUUACCGCAGGUAUUUUUCAUGUCUGUUUUUGCUGAUGAGAAUAGCACUUUCUAUUGGUAGGAGGGAGAAUAAAAUGGAACGCACAUGGAAGGAUCCGUUUUAUUUAUUUUUUUUUGUUUCUUUGCAGACUGAAAAUCAUAUACAGCUGUGUGCAUGAGGCCUAAUAAUUAGAAAUGGCAACUAAGACUGUUGGAUACAAAGCUGAGUAUUAACAGACAAGUCUGUCACCCCCUGACCUAAAGGGCAGACUGUAUUCUUGGGCCUCAUUUAGACAGGCCUAAGGCUUAACGUAUUCUGGAUGUAGCACACAGACCCCUGGCGCCUCUUUUGAAUUGGAUUGGCGGCACCUUAGUGAUUUACAUCUGAAAGGCAUACCGUUAAUGGUGGGUACAGGGCGGCCGAUUAAAUGAGGCCUUACUCUGUAUUAUUUGCUACAGAAAUGGAAUUAUUUUAAUGAAGGGACUCUGUCAAAAUUAUGUUUUUAAGUCUUCUUGAUUUUUAAUAUAUGUUGUUGCUAUCUAUGUGCAAAUGAACAGAUAACUGUUUAAAGAUUGCAUUAAAGGGAAUCUGUCACCAGCAACCUCCCUAAGUGUUUGCAUAGACACAUAGCUGUAGUUCACCUCAUUAAAAUGCUGUUUUCAUUUGGUGAUCUGAGGCUCCAUUUUUGAGUUAUGAUACUUCUUUCUUUCUUUGGUGCAAUGAGGGUGUCACCAUUGCUCUUGUUGCACACAAGCUCUGCUCCUUCACUGUUUUGCAACUUCAAGGUAUAUAUAUGCAGAAUGUGAUUCAUUUUCAAGCAGCUGUACAUCUGAUAUUUCGGUCCUUUUUUCAAACUAAUGCCGAUAUGAGAAGAAGAGAGAAAGUGGAUGUUAGCGCUACGGAAGAUGUGUGGUCACACAGUAGAAUAUGCGCAUAUUCUGUAGCGCUGACACUUUCUUCUUCUCAUAGCAGGACAGGUCAUCAGUAUCAGAUCUGCGGUGGUCCGGCGCCCAGGAACCCCGCCGAUCAGCUGUUAGAAGAGUCCGGAGCACCGCACCCUUUUCCUAGGCCAUGUGACGUGGCCAUACAACGGUCACACUGCCUAUCGCAGCUCAGCCCCAUUCACUUCAAUAGGGCUGAGCUGCAACUAAACAGUACAGCCGUUGUACAAUGUAUGGUGCUGUGCUUGGAAAGCUGCCGGGUGCCGGUUGUGCUCACCAGAGUUUCAGUGAGAGUGGCGGCUCCCUAAAACAGCUGAUCAGCGAAGGUGCCGGGACUCAGACCCCCGGUGAUGUGGUAAUGACCUAUCCUGAGGAUACGUCAGCAUUAUCUUUUUUAAGAUAAACCUUUUAACCAUGUUAAAAGGGUGGGAACCCUGCUCAAAGCACCCCAACAUAUCUAUUAUACUGCUUUGUACUGCCUAGACCUGUCAAUUAAAGCAGUGAGGGAGGGGCUGGCCACAGAAACCAGUAAAGCUUGGGUGCAACAAGAGCAACGAUGACACCCUCAUUGCACCAAAGGCCUAAUCUGCCUAGUAAGAAAAAGUAUCCUAACUCUGGAAGGAGUCUCAGAUCAACAAAAGAAAGUGAACCCCAGCUAUGUGUAUAUGCAAACAGAUUCCCUUUAAGGGGAUGUCUUCUGUAAACUAACCCUUGUUAUAAUAUGCUCCAUUAGGGCAUUUUGUUGUCAUACAGGAUGAUGCUGCUCUUGGCCAUAGGGAAGAAUGGAUGCCAGCUCAUUUCAGCUAGCUCCCUGUCAUGCUAUGUUUUCUCUGCACUGGAUAGAAAAAUAUGUAAAAAAUAUGAAAAUUGAUUUAAAAAAAAUUAGAUUUUUAUCACUGCUGUCUUUCUAAGCUUGUAGUAUUAUAUGUAAAAGUUGUGUAUAGCGCCCAGUAAUAACACAUACGGUACAUUACUGGCUACACAUUCUGUCAUAUUUGCAGUUGUAUAUUGAAAUUGUCAUUCCCCUGAUCAUUAUUAACAUUAAGACUAGGGUCGCACGGCGACUUGUAGUCACGCCCAUACAUCGUAUCCUACGUUGGUCAAGGCGGUCACAUUGUGAUUCACAAGGUAGUGCAACCACAACACUACGGUCAACAAAAAUCCAAAACCCAUUGGAUUUCGGUGUCGCCACAUUCACUAGGAGCGUUUGGCAGAACGGUAUUUGCAUACCCAAUGCCGCGCCACCAUAAGUCUCCAUGUAGCCCUAGUCUAAAGGUUCAGUCUGAAGGUGGCAACAGAUACCUUCAACGCUUGUUCCAUCCGAGCUGUCAGUAUUCCAUGUCCCAGUGUGAACUGGAAAGCUAGUGUAGUACCGUCAGGUAAGCUGGAAUCUGUACAGUCACUAAAUUGUUUACAGGCGGCAAGGGUCUUGAUUAUAGACAGAUUAUGUGCCAGUCAAGAUUAAGAACGUCAUAGAACUGGUUUCACCCUCUUCUCUUUUAUUGUACAUAUUUGUUCUAAUGUUUCUUCAAUGAUUUACACUGAAUAUCAUUGUCUUUUUUAUGUAUUGCUGUGUUUAUUCCAUGAAACUUUUCUAAUUUUGUAGGCGCCUUUUUUUGUUAAGCUUUUAUGUUGUACUAUGCUGGAAUAAUUCUGAUUACAUAGAAAUCUGAGCAAA